Rhododendron vialii is the source of this 1720-nucleotide messenger RNA. RefSeq names its product cysteine synthase. The transcript is spliced from 10 exons. Gene Ontology annotation, molecular function: cysteine synthase activity. Bases 178 to 1176 code for a protein of 332 amino acids. The record is from RefSeq and is a predicted model, not a curated record. NCBI's taxonomy places the organism in Eukaryota, Viridiplantae, Streptophyta, Magnoliopsida, Ericales, Ericaceae. Gene Ontology annotation, cellular component: cytoplasm.
GUUGUGUGAAUAAAUGCUUAAAAAAUACCUAAUCCCUAGGUUUUAUUCCUACAGUACAUAUUAUACUCUCCGGGAGCAGUUGCUCUGUCAAUUAUCGAUCGCUCUGUAGAAUUUGCUUCGAAACUCCGUAUUUCCUCUGAGAGCCCGGCUGUGUUAGUUUCUAGUGACUUUGACCAAAUGGCGCAGGAAAAGUGUGUGAUUGCUAAGGAUGUUACUGAAUUGAUAGGUAACACACCACUUGUGUACCUCAACAAUGUCGUGGAUGGCUGCGUAGCUCGUGUUGCUGCCAAGCUAGAGAUGAUGGAACCCUGCUCUAGUGUCAAAGAUAGGAUCGGGUAUAGCAUGAUACAAGAUGCUGAGGAGAAGGGCCUCAUUAAGCCUGGCGAGAGUGUCCUCAUUGAGCCAACCAGUGGUAAUACUGGCAUUGGUUUGGCAUUUAUGGCAGCAGCUAAGGGUUACAAGCUAAUCAUUACCAUGCCUGCUUCUAUGAGUAUGGAAAGGAGAAUCAUUCUCCGAGCUUUUGGUGCUGAAUUGGUUCUUACAGAUCCCGCCAGGGGCAUGAAAGGGGCUGUUCAAAAGGCAGAAGAGAUAUUGGCAAAGACCCCAAAUGCCUAUAUUCUUCAGCAAUUUGAAAACCCUGCCAACCCAAAGAUUCAUUAUGAAACAACUGGACCCGAAAUCUGGAAAGGCUGCGGUGGGAAAAUUGAUGGCCUAGUUUCUGGGAUAGGUACUGGAGGAACAAUUACAGGUGCAGGAAGGUACCUUAAAGAGCAAAACCCUGACGUUAAGUUGUAUGGCGUAGAACCAGUUGAAAGUGCAGUUUUAUCCGGAGGAAGGCCUGGCCCUCAUAAAAUCCAAGGAAUUGGUGCUGGUUUCAUCCCUGGAGUAUUGGAUGCUCAUUUAAUUGAUGAAGUUGUUCAAGUAUCAAGUGAGGAAGCUGUUGAAACAGCUAAGCUUCUUGCAUUAAAAGAAGGUUUGCUGGUAGGGAUAUCAUCUGGUGCCGCCGCUGCUGCAUCAAUUAAGAUAGCCAAGAGGCCAGAAAAUGCUGGAAAACUCAUUGUUGUGAGUUUUUAUUUUUUCGUUCUCCAUGCAGCCUUUCUUUUUCGACUUCACCUUUCCUGUUUGAUCUGUCAUGUGUUUGGAUUUGAACGUCAUCUGGGAAUAUUUCUCUUUUAAAACCAUUGCUUUAUUCUCAAGUAAUUUGGCUGAGCUGAAUGACACCACUUGGCAACUUUGACUGUAUCACUGGAAUUCUUUUAGAUAAAUUGUUUUGUUCAUGUAAAUCUGAAGAAGCUGAUAGCGAUUGUAUAAAUUCUUUUUCAACAGGUUGUGUUCCCCAGCUUCGGUGAGCGGUACUUGUCAUCUGUGCUGUUUGAUUCCCUCAAGAAGGAAGCAGAGAAUAUGAUUUUUGAGCCCUGAGAUUUUCCCUACUUUCAAAAGGUGCUAAUGUGUCUCCGUUUCUGUUUGAGUUUGAAUAUGAAAGUACCGAGAUCAUGGUUUUAAGUUCAGAACGCAGUUUGGUUAUGGGAGCUUUUGCUUAACAAGGUUUGCAAUUUAUAGGAGUUUAGCGAUGCUCAAAUUCGCUGAACCGUUAUUUGGCUGGACUUCGAUACAACUUUUGUUUGUAAAUGUUAUAAGUUUUGAUGCAGAAUUUGCUUUGUGUUUGUGCGUUCAAAGGCAAUUGCAUGAAAUGAAGACUCUUCUUUUUUCUCUUCUUCCA